AUGCCAGGUCAAUUGGAAAGUAUCCCAUUUUUAUCACAAAUGGAAGACAUGGAAAAAUACGUUAUGGAAUAUCGUAGCCUUAAAUUGAUGCCUAGAGCAACAAAUUCUUCAUUUCAACCCAGUUAUAAGUCUGUCAACAACAACAAUAAUAAUAAUAAUCAUAAUAAAUACAUAAGACACGGUCAUAAUAACGGUAAUAAUAAUAACAAUAAUAAUAGUAGCAUUGGUUUGAUUAAUAGGGACAUUAAUUCAAUUUCAUAUACGGAUAAUUUCGGUAAUAAUAAUAAUAAUAAUAACAAUAACAAUAAUAAUAAUGGGUUUAAUGAGAUAAAUGGGUUCAAAAAUUUUAAUUUUAAUAAUAAUAAUAAUAACAACAACAGUAAUAAUAAUGAUAAAAAACAUUUUAAUAAACACAACGGCCUAGAUCUGGGGCACAUGUCUAUGAAGGAAAAUUUCAGAACAGCACCUAUCAAUUCUCAAAAUUCAAUGGUGACUGCCCAUUUGAAACAAGCAUAUCCUCAGUUGUAUUACACACAUAAUAAAUCAGAGGAUAACCAAUUUGCAUCAAGCAAUAGCAAUAUUCCAUAUUUUGAUGCAGGUGUCAAAAAUCAAUCCGAUAUGAUUGAUGUUAAUAAUAGUUUGCGCAAGCCUAUGGUCAAUCAUCUUAAUAUGGAUCUAAAUGCCUCAAUUCCAAAUCUUGCUGGCAGUGAUCUUAACUAUAAAUCACAAAUGCAAAGACCACCGCAAUCUCAAUCGCCCUUGCCACUACCUUUAAACUCUCGUUUUUCCGGAUAUUCAUCCAUGAAUGACACAAGUUCGAUGCCCACACCACCUAGUGGCUCUGCAAGACUAUCGCCAACUGCAAUAAUUGGGACUAAAAACAAUGAUGCAUUUUCGUCAUUUAAUAUUAAUAUCGGAAACGAAGAUGGAUCCUUGGCAUUCAAUUCUUCUCAAACAGUAAAUGGGACACCAACACUGUCUUCAAAUGGGGUAUUUGAUGAUAGAAGAAGAAAUAGUCAAAUUUUUAUGAUGAAUGGUAGCGAUAGAAGGAGUAGCCAGUUAUUUACGAACAAUUCUUCUGCGGGAUGGGGGUCUAAUCAUGUCACUGGCUCUAUCCCAAUAUCUUCUGCAAAUAUGAAUAACUAUAAGAAUGGUAAUAAUAACAACAACACUAAUAGUACCACUUCUAAUUCAAAUUUGUCAUCCUUUGGAAUUUGGAAUAAUGAUAUGAGUGUUUGGAGUUGA
Molecule: messenger RNA, 1245 nt
Organism: Naumovozyma castellii
Lineage: Eukaryota; Fungi; Ascomycota; Saccharomycetes; Saccharomycetales; Saccharomycetaceae
Exons: 1
Coding region: 1-1245 (414 amino acids)
Source: RefSeq, a predicted model, not a curated record